GGUAGUUGGGAUUAGGCCAUUUGGAAAUGUAUUUCAGUUUCUAAUAACUGAUUUUCCACAUUUUAUAGAGUGCAUGCUAUCAAUUGUUUUGUGUUUUCAGUUUGGAAAUCUAAACGCAUGCACGUAGCUGUUAUUUCGUGUACAAUUUUCUGUAGACUUUGUUUAAAUAUUCGCCGAUCGUGUGAGUAAGUGUCCGUUUAUUUUGUUUAGAAAUGACAGGUUUUAUAAUGUGACAAUAGGAAAUUAUUUAAAACAUCAAAAUUGGAUGGAACAUUUUUACAUUUACACAUAUUCGGCUUGCUACUGUUGAGGUUUAAGUUAAAGUUAAUUGGUCAUGCCUUCAUUCAUGAAAUAGGCAAAAAAAUAAAUAAAAAAUACUUAUAUGAAAUGGUAAAAAGCACGCUAAAAAUGGGAAUGCACAAUAUAUUAAUUCCUUGAGUUAACUAACGAUAAUUAUUGACUUGAAUCAAGUAAAAAAAAAUAAGAAAAAGUCAAGAAUGAUGGGUUUCAUUUUUGUAGGAAUAAAUAUUAAUUGGUAACAAAAUACAUUGGACAAAGUAUUGUUUGCGGACACGUUGAUGCUAAACAAGAUUAUUGAUCGACUUGGCCGUAGAUGCAAGCCAUGCGUUAACCAAAUACCCGCCUUGACGUCAUAGCCUGACGCGGGCGAAGAGAGUACGCAAAUUAUACCCCAGCUAGCUAGCUGUCUACUGUCAGCUGAAGACGGCAGUGAGAGAGCGUACUGUGCACUACAUGUAGUGUGUACACGCCACACGUACGCAGGCACGCGACCGGCUCGUGCCGAUGAAAAUGAAAAAAAAAACUACGCUGUGUAGAAAAUAGCAUCGUAUAGUCCUGUAUCGCAGAUUUUUUAUUCAGCUAGACUGUGGGGUGACCUCCCGUGCCCAUCCCACUGUACACAUCCCGACCUGCAUCAGCUGAAAAACAUCUACCGCCAUAACGUCGUGAACGCAUCCCGUGCGUACAAGAAGAAACCGCCGACAUCUCAUCCGCUUGUCACAUUUAGAAGAGGAGGAUUAGGUCCUAUUUCCAACAUCUGCUAUACAGCGGGCAAGUGAAAUCGGCUAGUAUUUUAGCUUGACGAUAUGUGAGUGAAAUAGAGCAUUGACCAAGGUUGGUGUGUCUUUUACCUAACAUGGAGGCAGUGAUGUCUUAAGAGGAACUGUAUUUUUUUGUACGUGGAGUAAAGCAACUGUAGUGGGGCCUAGUGGAGGGAUUCGUGUAAACGCAUCACGACGGGAAACAUACACAUUACUGUGGUGAAUUCCCAUCGUCUCUGAUUCAUAAUAAGGUCGCCUACGCGUAUAUUAUACGGCGUUUUUUUGCAUGGUGUGGAUAUUUAUGAGCUGGAACCGCGCUGGUAGAUCGAUCAUCGGUAAUGACAAGAGGAAUGUCAGUCCGUUACUUACCACGACGAUGAUGAUGAGGGUGAUGAUGAUUUAGUCUGGCAGCCAGAGCUAUGGAAAGACUGCUGUCUAUGCCCGCAGACCAGACCCGCAGUAUUCGAGGAUAAUAAUGAACGCUAUCUCGGUGACUAACCCCGAUAACAACAACCUCAGCACAACGACCAGCGGCAAGAUAGGAGGCGAGAUCAGCAGUCGAAUUGCGGCCGAGCAGGCCGGCUUGAAAGCCGGGGCUACCAAGGCGGGUGUGGUGGGAACAACCACGGACUCGGGAACUGCGACAAAUCUGGACAAUAACCGCCGAGGAUCUGGCAACAAUCCCAAGAUGGACUCCUCAGAAAUUGGUAAGGUGGUGGAAGGGAGUGAGACGGCACCUAAGAAGACUCUUAUCAAUGGAAAGGCAAAGAGGCCUUCCUUCAGCCGGAUGAUGAACGCAAAAAGCCUGAGCGAACUGAUGCAAGAUGAACACUUCUUGAAGAAACUCUUUGCCUGUUUUACUUCCUUUGAGAAAUGCGUCCUGGCCCAGGUGUGUCACAAGUGGAAGGAUAUCCUCUACCAUCCUCAAUACUGGAAGCACAUCAUCCCCAUAAUUCAUAAGAGGGACCUCUAUGAUGAAGCGGAGGAUGGCCACAAGUCUUUCACCUCUCUUGUCAGCUUCGAGCAGCGGGGCUUCGAGUCCGUCUGCCUUGUCAGUGUCUCAGACCUGGACAUCUGCGAGUUCAUUGACCACUGCCCCAAGACUAAGAAGACUCUGAAGGCGGUCAGUCUGAAGCGCUCCACGGUCACAGACGCCGGUUUGGAGGUGAUGUUGGAGCAGCUAGGAUCUGUGGAAUCUCUAGAGCUGAGCGGCUGUAACGAUUUCACCGAGGCUGGCUUAUGGUCUAGUCUCCAGCCCCGUAUCGUCUCGCUCAGCAUCAGUGACUGUAUCAGUGUGGCGGAUGAGAGUGUCGCAGCCGUAGCCCAACGUCUGCCCAACCUUAGAGAACUCAAUCUCCAGGCCUACCACGUCACUGACAGCCUACUUGCUUACUUCCCGGCUAGACCCAACAGCAGCAUGGCUAUGCUGCGUCUGAAAUCCUGCUGGGAGCUGACCAACCAUGCUGUGGUCAACAUCGUUCAGUGCCUGCCUCAGCUGAGCGUCUUGAGUCUCUCUGGAUGCAGUAAGAUCACGGAUGAGGCGGUGGAGCUGAUUGCUGAAAAUAUGAGCCAGCUGAAAUCCCUGGAUCUAUCCUGGUGCCCAAGAAUUACCGAUUCCGCGCUGGAAUACGUGGCCUGUGAUCUUCCCAAGUUAGAGGAACUGGUGCUUGACAGAUGCGUUCGGAUAACCGACACCGGUAUCGGCUUCCUGUCUACAAUGAACUGUAUGAGGGCGCUCUAUCUACGAUGGUGUUGCCAAGUGCAGGAUUUCGGCCUGCAGCAUCUGUAUAAUAUGAAGAGUCUGGCCAUCCUGUCCGUUGCAGGCUGUCCUUUGCUGACUGCCGCGGGACUCUCUGGCCUCGCACAACUCAAGAAUCUGGAGGAACUGGAGCUGACCAAUUGUCCUGGCUCCUCACCUGAGCUUCUACAGUAUUUCAGCCUCAAUCUCUCCAAGUGUACUAUCGUCCACUGAUUAUGGGUGUGGCUUAUGGGAUUUGUGGGCGGAGACAGUGGUUGGGCGUGGCUAACUCAACUGUCUUGGCUCCAUCCCUGAGCUACUACAGUAGUUCAGCCCCAAUCUCUCCAAGUGUACUAUUGUCCAAUAAUGUGGGUGGGGCCAAAAGAGUGAUGGGCGGGGACAGAGGGUGGGCGUUGCUUACGAAUUGUCCCGACUCAUCGCCUGAGCUUCUACAGCAUUUCGAAUUUCAGCUUCAAUUUCUCCAAGCGUAUACUGUUAUUCAUUAAUGGGCUGAUGAAACUUGAGGGCGGAGACAGAGAGGAAGGGUAGGCGUAGCUUGCCCAACUGCCCAGAUCCUAAAUGGAGCUUCUAUACAGUAUUUCAACCCAAAUCUCUUUAAGUGUGCUGGUCCAUUGAUAUUUGUUGGCCGGGCAACAGGGAGUGGUAGGCGGGGACCGAAAAUAGAAGUGUGGCCAUAGACACUUGAAGAAUUGAUUGGCGAGUGUGACAAUCUUACCCACGACCGUCAGUUUUGCUCUAGAGUAUUUUAAACCAAACAGAUCUAAAUGCCCUGCUGUGUUCUGAUAUGGGUUGCAGGGAGUGGUGGAAAGGGAAAGUGCAUGGGCGUGGCGGGGUACUUGUGUAAAUAGGCCUUAGUUUACAUUACCAGACUGAACUUGUUAUGUGUGCUAUUUGUAACGGGCGGGAAAAAAACUGUUGACGAAGAAGUACACGUGGGCAGUAUACAAAAUGGCGUCUGGCAUAGGUGUAAUAAUUUUUAAGCAAUUUUUAUUUGAGAUGUGGAGGUAUUAUGUUUCAGCUAAAGAGCAGCUGCACUGGGUUGAGAUUCACACUUUAUGUGGUAUACUUAUAGCGUGUGAGACGGUGUUAAAUAUUGGCUCUUAUAGUGACCCUUUAGGCCUAUGUCUGUCUGUGAAGUUUUAACUUUUAAGAUCAAAUUGGAUCAAGCCAACAAGCUAGUCGUAGACAUUCAAACUUAAGAAUGUGUACAUGUAAGAUCGACUUUUCAAAUUGAUAUUACACAUUUUAGUUUCUGUUCCAAUCACGGUGUUUUCCGACUUCUACUAGUUCGAAACAACGCGGUAAGCUGCCUGUCCAAACCUCUUGUCUUAAACCUCUGUACUUCUUUGCUUCUAAGGUUUUAAAACAAUUAUGUAUUAUGAAGGGAGCUAGAAUACAGGGAGCAAGUGAGCUAGAAUACAGAGGAGCUAGACUAGAGAUGAGCAACAGGACACCAAAGGAAUUCAGUUAUCCGAAGACGUAUGCCGAGUUCUAAAUAUAUACAUCACUAUUAGAGAAAGACAAGUUUGUUUCUCGAGGCCAUCAAUAUCUAAUAAUUAUGUGCUUGGUGUUGUGUAAAGCUGUUCCCUCCGUGACUAAAGUUUUACGAUCGGUAGAGUUAGAUGUCGUUAGAUUUCACCUGGGUGUCAAGACGAUAAAUAUCGAUUUAUUUCUGAUUUAUUGAUGAGCACCUGAUGUACUUAAUUAAGAGGCUCUAAUUUAAGAUGGUUGUCUUGCUGUCGAUUGGUUUAAAUUUAAGGAUGUAGACACGAGAAAGAUCGCAUUUAUUGUAAAUAAUAAGUGAUCACGCUUAAGUGACCUUUGUUAAAUAUUUCGCAAGAACAGGACAGAAUAGUGUACAAAACAAACUGCAAUGAAAAUGUGAUGUAAAAAGGAAUGUGAUAAAAGCAAAUGGAUGUUUUAUUGAAAGUUGGACCAAAUUCAAUUCAGUCGAUUCGCAAUUCUCAGCUUGAUACACACUGCAAUCGGUAGCUUACUGCACCAUGCUGUAGACUGUGUUUAGAUCAAUUGGUUUGUGCCAAGAGUGGAAAUUUUAACGACAUGAUUUUGGCGUAGAAUCGAAAUUAUCCAGUAAUCUAGUAAAGGCUUGCGGGGAAAAAAAUAUGGCAGGAUCACUAGAAAAAUCAAAGUAGCCUAACACAUUAGAUGACCGUGUUCGUCCGAUUAACACUUGGUUGUUUAGGUGAUGAAAAAAAGCUUUGUUGGAAACUUAUUCACGUAUGCGGAUAUUAUUUUAAACGAAUUAUGUGCAAAAGGCCUUGUUAUGAAUUACAUUAAAUAUUGAAAAGGCUGGUCCUUAUUACUAGCUUUACAGCUGUGUUGUAGAAUUUGUCUCUGGAAAUAAUUGGACAGAGCUGGACUUAAUUGAUAGAUUGUUUAUCAUAAUACGUAUUAUCUAAUGUAAGUUUGCAGGUAUUUUGUUGAGGAAAUGACAAAUAUUUGUUGUUGUCAGCUAUGUACAUAGUAAUGACUAGAUUUAAUUGAAAAUUUGUAUGGGGAAAUGUUGUCUGCUAAAAUUGAGAAAUAUGUUAUUCAGAAAGGUUAUGAUUUAUAAAGAUUGGAAUAUUUUAUUUAUUUAAAGGAGAGGUCCAUAAAAGGAUUGUUAGAGUGGGUUUUUAUGUGCAAAGGCAGUUCCGUGUGAACAGUAUGUAAAUUUGUUUUAACGUCAGUUACUUUUGAAAAAGGGUUUGGUAUACGUAAUUUAUUUUACUUUUGAUGGCACAGAGUUUUGUUAAUUUUUUUAAAAAUGUCUUUCUUGUUUUUUUUUUUAAAUGAUGGCACAUACAAGUUGUAAUUUAUAUGAAACAUAACCUUUUUAUUGAAAAAAGCAACCCACAUCUCAACAUUACUAAUGACACAGCAAUCAAACACAACAAGGUAUUCUCACCACUUCUCGCAUACAUAAAGAACAUGGAAAUGAACUUCAAGCAAUUCAUCAUUGUACUAUACUUUUGGUGAAAAGAGCGCGAUACUUUUUUGAAUUCUUUGAACACCGAAAAUUUCAGCGGAAAUGUAAUAGUUUUCCAAGUUUUUUUUGUCGUGGUAAUGUUUGUUCGUUUAUUGUGACACGUUAAUUAAAAUGCAUGUAACUGGUAAUCUAAUAUGGGUGCUGAAACGAUAUCCUUUCCUUCUUUCCUUCAUGAAAAAUUAAUUUCAGCUUCAUAAAUGGGACCGAAAACCAACCAACGAGGCAGACAAUGUACACAUGCCUUUUAUUUACAUCAAGUGCUACAUAAGCCUACAAUCCAUACACUCAUAAAUCGUCUGCCUAUGCAUAUUCAUUAUUUUACGCACUCAUUGAAAUGCCACACGGCAUGAAUUGUAAAGGCCUGUUGGCAUUAAUGUAUUUAAUUGACAUAUAAAAUUUCAUUGUACAUAGAAAAUAAUCGGUGAUGAAAAAUUAUUUAUAAGAAUUGAAAAAUGUAAAAGACUUGUGAUAAAUUAAAUGUGAUAAAUUAUUGUAUUGUCAUGGAUACUGCAGUAAAACGUGCGCAAAAUGUUAUGAAUAUUCAUAAGCAAAGACCGUGUAUCAGUGUUACUGCAAGGCCUACGUUAUAAACGCUUAUCCAGUGUAGCCAAUACAGCUACACCUAAUGGGAAAACUACAGGGUAGUCGGAAAAAAAACAUGCUGAUCCAGGGUAGCAGAAAAGCGAACACGGUCCAGGGUAGCGUUCCAGGGUACUCAAAAUUCGCCCCAGGGUAACCAAAAAAGAAGAAGAAGAAGAAGAA
Patiria miniata (bat star) is the source of this 6571-nucleotide messenger RNA. RefSeq names its product F-box/LRR-repeat protein 16-like (gene fbxl16). Gene Ontology annotation, biological process: SCF-dependent proteasomal ubiquitin-dependent protein catabolic process. Gene Ontology annotation, molecular function: protein binding. The transcript has 3 exons. Gene Ontology annotation, cellular component: SCF ubiquitin ligase complex. The record is from RefSeq and is a predicted model, not a curated record. NCBI's taxonomy places the organism in Eukaryota, Metazoa, Echinodermata, Asteroidea, Valvatida, Asterinidae. Bases 1537 to 3033 code for a protein of 498 amino acids.